This is a messenger RNA of Nerophis lumbriciformis (worm pipefish), 1218 nucleotides long. It is a transcript of the gene akr1b1.2, whose product is annotated as aldo-keto reductase family 1, member B1 (aldose reductase), tandem duplicate 2. The record is from RefSeq and is a predicted model, not a curated record. Gene Ontology annotation, molecular function: oxidoreductase activity. NCBI's taxonomy places the organism in Eukaryota, Metazoa, Chordata, Actinopteri, Syngnathiformes, Syngnathidae.
CUACCUGCCAGUGCUGCCAGACAUGACUAAUCGAUGGUCAAUGUCGGCGUCUUAAUGCUGUGCCCCAAUCUGUGAGGAUCACUUUUCUGGGAGAAGAAGCAAUGGCGACGUCUGUGAAGCUGAGCACCGGUGCACAAAUGCCCAUUGUUGGCCUGGGCACCUGGAAAUCUCCUCCUGGAAAAGUCACAGAGGCAGUGAAAGCCGCCAUCUCUGCAGGCUACAGACACAUCGAUGGGGCGUACAUUUACCAGAACGAGGUUGAAGUCGGCGAGGGGAUAGCGGCCAUGAUCAAGGACGGAGUGGUUAAGCGUGAGGAACUUUUCAUUGUUAGCAAGCUAUGGUGCACUUUCCAUGCCAAGUCCAUGGUGAGAGAAGCUUGUGAGAAGACCCUGAGUGACCUUAAACUGGACUAUCUCGACUUAUACCUGGUGCACUGGCCAAUGGGAUUAAAGGCCGGCAGCGACCUUUUUCCUACUGACAGCGCCGGUGACACAAUUCCUGAUCAUUCAAACUUCCUCGAGACAUGGGAGGGGAUGGAGGAGCUGCUGGAUGCCGGAUUGGUUAAGGCUAUUGGGAUCUCCAAUUUCAACCGGGAUCAGAUCGAAAGCCUUCUCAACAAGCCGGGCCUCAAAUACAAGCCCGCUAACAUCCAGGUGGAGUGCCAUCCCUUCCUGACCCAAGAGAAGCUGAUCAGCUACUGCAACUCCAAGGGCAUCUCUGUGACUGCCUACAGUCCCCUCGGCUCCCCCGAUAGACCUUGGGCGAAGCCAGACGACCCAUCACUUCUGGAGCACCCUGACAUCAAAGCAAUCGCUGCGAAGUACAAGAAGACAACUGCUCAGGUCCUGAUCCGUUUCCACAUCCAGCGUAAUGUUGUGGUGAUUCCCAAAUCGAUCACCCCUCACCGUAUUCAGGAGAAUUUUCAGGUGUUUGACUUCCAACUGAGCGACGAGGACAUGAAAACCAUACUGGGCUUCAAUCGCAACUGGAGAGUCUGCCCCUUUCUAAUGAACAAGAAGCACAAGGACUACCCAUUCCACGCCGAAUUCUGACACGGACAAAUCCCCAAGAGCGUGUGCUGAGGUUUGCUAACGUCGUGUCCCAAGAUGAGCAGCUUUAUUAUAGCACUUAGUGUUCCAUGUGGCCUUCAGGCGUUAGAUUUGGGCUGGAAAAAACGGCUUUCCGUCAACCAAUUUAACCCCAAAAAUUAAUCCUCAU